AGUUUGGAAAGGGCAAUGACGGCGUUCAGGGGAAUCUGGACCAAGUCUUUCUGGAGGGCAGUUUCUGCUGAGUUUCUGGCCACGCUCAUCUUUGUUCUUCUUGGCAUUGGCUCCACCAUUGGCUGGGGUGGUGUGACUGGACCUGUGGACACAGUCCUUAUCUCUCUCUGCUUUGGAUUCAGCAUUGCCACCAUGGUUCAAUGUUUUGCCCACAUCAGCGGGGGCCACAUUAAUCCCGUGGUAACUGCCGCCAUGGUCUGCACCCGGAAACUCAGCCUGGCCAAGGGAGUCUUCUACAUUCUAGCGCAGUGUCUUGGUGCCAUCGCGGGAGCAGGGAUCCUCUACCUUGUCACUCCAUCAAACGUUAGGGGUGGAUUUGGUGUCACCACGAUUAAUGAGAAUCUCUCGGCCGGCAAUGGUCUGUUGGUUGAACUGCUUAUCACAUUCCAGCUACUGUUUACCAUCUUUGCCACAUGUGACUCUAAACGUGAUGAUCUGAAGGGCUCAUCGGCACUGGCAAUUGGUCUCUCUGUCACCAUUGGACACAUGUUUGCUAUUAACUACACUGGUGCCAGUAUGAAUCCUGCGCGAUCAUUUGGACCCGCAGUUAUUACUGGGAAAUGGGAAAACCACUGGGUUUACUGGGUUGGUCCAACAAUAGGUGGAAUCAGCGCUGCUGCCCUCUAUGAGUAUCUAUUCUGUCCAGACGAGGAACUGAAGAGACGUUUUAAAGAUAUCUUCAAAUCUACACCGGCUCCUGGGGCUAAGUAUUUGGAUGUGGUGGAAAGCAGGAGCCAAGCCAUUGAAUACGAGGAUCUGGCUGUUAAACCUGGAGGCUCUCAGUUUGAGGGUGAAGGUAAAAGCAAAGAGAAGGAAGAUAAGGGUGAAGAACGUCUGACACCCGUAUGA
Mobula hypostoma (lesser devil ray) is the source of this 909-nucleotide messenger RNA. RefSeq names its product aquaporin 4 (gene aqp4). Bases 16 to 909 code for a protein of 297 amino acids. Gene Ontology annotation, cellular component: basolateral plasma membrane; plasma membrane. The transcript has 4 exons. Gene Ontology annotation, molecular function: water channel activity. Lineage: Eukaryota; Metazoa; Chordata; Chondrichthyes; Myliobatiformes; Myliobatidae. The record is from RefSeq and is a predicted model, not a curated record. Gene Ontology annotation, biological process: water transport; transmembrane transport.